AUGCCUUGGCAUGACGUCGGAGUGGGUUUGAACGGCAAAUUGGUUAGCGAUUUCGCCCGACAUUUCAUUCAGCGGUGGAAUGCUCAUAGAAAAAGGCAAGCAAAGCAGGGGCGUAAACACUUCUUAGUGUCUCGAAUUCCGCCCGUAUUAAUUCCCAUGGAACCGGCAAAUCCCAGCCUAGCAAAUCAUUUGCCCAUGUUAGGAGGUGGAGGUAGCUGUUGGGGUAGCUCAAAUACCGCCCAAACUUCUCUGAAAACUCAAGCUCUACGCUCCGUAAGCCAUUGGUCCCUAGUCUCAACCCGCGAUGCAAAAGCAAAUAAGAUAACAUGGGGAAAUGACGCUAACGCCUCUGUUAUUACUGAGCAUUCCAUUCAGGAUGCCUACGUGGAGGCCAUUAAGAAUGCUGAAAGCUUCAUCUACAUUGAAAACCAAUUCUUCAUCAGCUUCAUGCAGGAUGAGGAUUCAUCGCCAAGUGUUCGGAAUAAAAUAACUCAAACGAUUUACGACAGAGUCGUUAGGGCCUAUAAGGAAAAAAAGAAAUUUCGUGUGUACAUCAUAAUUCCAUUACUUCCAGCAUUUGAAGGAGUUCCUGGUGAUAAGAGAACGGGAAUUAACAUCCACACCAUUCUGCGCUUUACUCGACUUAGUCUCUUCAAGGGUAAAACUGCUUUGUUGCCACAACUACGCUGUGUUGUUGGUGAUGUGGAUAACUAUGUCAGUGUUUGUGGUCUUCGAAAAUAUGAACAGUGGCCUGAAGGACACUUUACUUCAGAACAAAUCUACAUCCAUGACAAAAUAAUGAUAGUUGAUGAUCGGAAGCUGAUUAUUGGAUCGGCUAAUAUAAAUGAUCGGAGUUUGCUGGGUGAGAGGGAUAGUGAACUUGGUCUCUAUGUGGAGGAGAUUCCAUCGCCACAGUCAAAAAUCGGUGAAGGUGUUAUCGCGAGCAUGCGAAUUCGGCUAAUGGCUGAACAUCUGGGCGUCCUCAGCUCUGAUAGAUCUGACCCCCUCAUCUGUUGUCCUCACCUCCUACUUGAACCUGCAUCAGAUAAAUUCUACCUGGGAGUAUGGCGAAAAACGGCGUACGACAAUAUGGAAAUUUUUGAUAAGGUAUUCAAGUGCUCACCCUCAAAUGACAUUCGAGAGUACCUCCCGAACCCCCCUUCGACUCAAGGUCGUGAGCCACGUGGCGAGGAGUUCGCUGAAAUGUUGAGAAAAGUUAGAGGUCAUCUCUGUGAGUAUCCUCAAGAGUACCUUGCAGAUGAAAAACUCACUGUUCCUCAAUUCACCAAAGAACGACUUGUUAGUGAAGAGAUUUGGAUAUAA
Messenger RNA from Rodentolepis nana, 1323 nucleotides. NCBI's taxonomy places the organism in Eukaryota, Metazoa, Platyhelminthes, Cestoda, Cyclophyllidea, Hymenolepididae. The record is from the annotation of a GenBank genome assembly.